GACCCAGCCUUUGGCGGUUUCUCUCUCUGUCUGUCAGAUUUUGAUUCAUUUGCUCAUUAUUUAUACAAUGGUUGAGUUUUCGGUAUCCGGUUUGCCAGCAAGAGCCCAGAAUCGCGCGUUAUUAUUUAAUUCCAAGUCUCUCUCAAUGGAAAUCUCGAUCUGUCGUUAAAUUAUUCCAAUUGGCGUCUUCCCAUUCCGACCCUCUGCUUCGGGUGCUUUGGAACUCGAUUGAGGGUGGAAAUGUUGUUUUGAUUUGAUGUGAAUUCGACAGACACCGUUAGGAGGAGACUGAGAUAAUGGCUUUCGCUCAGAAAUUUAAUUGCUCAUGGUCUCUCGGGGUGUCAAUUACUUCUAUAAUAGCAUUGGUUACUGUGGUUCAUUUGUUCUUCUUUCCUUUGAUGCCUUCUUUGGAUAACUUAAGGCGAAUUCACAACUCUGGUUUCGCCAUUAACUCGUCUACUGAAGCCUAUAGCAACCAUCCCGAACAAGAUCCAGGUCCACAACCCGUCGAUUUGAAUCUUAAGUUUCCUCCUGAUUCUCACCAUGCUGUUAUGUAUCAUGGUGCACCAUGGAAGUCUCAUAUAGGGCGGUGGCUUUCAGGUUGUGAUGCAAUUAUCAAAGAACUCCAGAUUGUUGAGUUAGUAGGUGGCAGUAGCUGCAAAAAUGACUGCAGUGGGCAAGGUGUUUGUAACCAUGAAUUUGGACAAUGUCGAUGCUUUCAUGGAUUUAAUGUGUCACAAGGGCUGGUAUGGAAUAGAUUGCAGCGUUCCAUCUGUUCAAGUAUCUGUGAGAGAAUGGCCUCAAUGGCUACUACCUGCUCGGAUUGACAUACCUGAUCGUCUGCAUAUCACCGAAAAAGAUCUUAAACCUACAGUAAAUAAAAGAAGGCCCUUGAUAUAUGUCUAUGAUUUGCCUCCGGAAUUCAACAGCCAUCUACUUCAGGGGCGUCACUGGAAGUUUGAGUGUGUUAACAGAAUCUAUGAUGACAAGAACGCAACAAUAUGGACAGAGGAUUUGUAUGGUGCAGAGAUGGCCUUCUAUGAAAGCAUCUUAGCUAGUCCACAUCGAACAUUGAAUGGUGAAGAAGCAGACUUUUUCUUUGUUCCAGUUCUUGAUUCGUGCAUCAUAACUCGGGCUGCUGAUUCUCCUCAUUUGAGUACGAAGGACCACAUGGGCUUGAGGAGCUCUCUAACACUGGAUUAUUACAAGAAGGCUUAUGAUCACAUUAUUGAGCAGUAUCCUUACUGGAAUCGCUCUUCUGGACGAGAUCAUAUAUGGUUCUUUUCGUGGGAUGAAGGUGCUUGCUAUGCCCCCAAGGAGAUAUGGAACAGCAUGAUGUUGGUUCACUGGGGUAACACAAACUCUAAGCAUAACCAUUCAACAACAGCAUAUUGGAGUGACACUUGGGAUAAAAUAUCUUCUACCAGAAGAGGGAACCAUCCGUGCUUUGACCCCAAUAAAGAUCUUGUGGUUCCUGCAUGGAAACGUCCUGAUGGGAGUAGAAUGAGCAAGAAACUUUGGGCUAGACCACGCGAAGAUCGGAAGACGCUCUUCUUCUUCAACGGAAAUCUUGGACCUGCUUACCCAAAGGGGAGACCAGAGUCCACGUAUAGUAUGGGCAUUAGACAGAAAGUAGGAGAAGAGUUCGGAUCGAGCCCGAACAAUGAAAGCAAACUUGGUAAACAACAUGUCGACGAUGUUAUUGUUACCCCGUUACGUUCUGAAAAUUAUCAUGAAGAUUUAGCAAGUUCUAUUUUCUGUGGUGUGAUGCCUGGUGAUGGUUGGAGCGGUCGUAUGGAAGAUAGUAUUUUGCAAGGAUGCAUCCCUGUCAUCAUUCAGGAUGGAAUUUUCCUUCCAUAUGAGAAUGUGCUCAACUAUGAGAGUUUUGCUGUUCGCAUAGGUGAAGAUGAUAUUCCGAAUAUGAUCAACAUUCUUAGGAGAUUCAACGAGUCAGAAAUUGAAUUCAAGCUAUCAAAUAUACGGAAAAUCUGGCAGAGAUUUUUGUAUCGCGAAUCUGUUAUGCUGGAAGCUCAGAGACAGAAAGCCGCUUACGGCUAUCUGGAGGAUUGGGCAGAUGAAUAUUCUCAUCUUAUCGAAGACGAUGCUAUUGCUACAAUUUUACAGGUUCUACACUACAAGUUGCAUAACGAUCUUUGGAGGCGGAACGUUCACUCGAAAAAGGAGUUCGGGUUACCCCAAGAGUGUCUAGUUCAAAACAACUGAAAAUCUAGCCCUAUAUCAAAUACUCAAAUCUGUUGCUGCAUUCAUCAUGGCGUUAAAGAAACGGCAAGAUGUCAAGAUGGCAGCUUAUUUUUUUCAUCCAGGCAUUCCCGAUCUAGAAUAUGACUACAUGGGAGCUCGAGAUGACUGCAUCGUCCUCUUUGAUACUGCCCGGAAGCCCAGCUCUCUUUCCUUUCUCAAUUUAUGAUUGAUUUUUGAACCAAAUGUGAACCACAGAAUAAUAUGAUAUGUUCCAUCAUUCCAUUCCCCCACCAAAAGUAUAUUCAUUAAGGAUGUUUCUAGUAGCAGCAGCUUUGUUAUAUUUUUUUUUGGACAACUCAUAGUCGAAGCUUCGCUCUCCUAUACCGAGACGCCUCAAGGCCCAGGCUUAGAUCAAGAAUUUUCUUGUUAAGCUCGCCCAAAGGUCGAAUGUGCAACCUCUGGGUAGGUGUUAUUUAGGUUUGUUAUAUUUUUUUGUUAGUAAGAAUGAUCCAGAAAUGUAAUUGAAGUUCUUUCAUACACAGUUUGAAUAAACACUGUUGUCACCUUGAAAAGUAGUUGGUGAAGGACUUCUGAAUAUAUUGUAGCAGUAAUUUGAGUUAA
Molecule: messenger RNA, 2823 nt
Organism: Momordica charantia (bitter melon)
Lineage: Eukaryota; Viridiplantae; Streptophyta; Magnoliopsida; Cucurbitales; Cucurbitaceae
Source: RefSeq, a predicted model, not a curated record